GUGAGCGUGGUGGCGAUGAGGCUGAACCUGACGUCGGGGCUGGUGCCGUCGCUGGGCGUCCCCGCGGGGCUCCUCGGGUUCUUCAUGGCGCGGGCGUGGAUCCGGGUGCAGGACGUCUUCGGGGUGCCGCACCUGCCCUUCACCCGCCAGGAGAACGCCCUCAUCCAGACCGCCGUCGUCUCCUGCUCCUCCAUCGCCUUCACCGGUGGAUUUGGAACAUACAUUCUUGGGAUGAGUGCCAAAUCAGCCACUGAGCGGCACAUUGGCAAUGAAGGCAAGAACAUGGAUGAGCCAAACAUUGGGCGGUUGAUUGCCUUCCUCUUCCUCGUCAACUUUGCCGGAUUGUUCAUCAUAAUACCGCUCAGGAAGAUGAUGAUCAUCCGCCACCGGCUCACAUUCCCAAGCGGCACCGCAACGGCUCACCUCAUCAAUAGCUUCCACACCCCCCAUGGCGCCAAGCAAGCAAGACAACAAGUAGGGACGCUAUUAAAGUCCCUCGGUGCAACAGUAUUGUGGCCUCUUUUCCAGUGGUUAUUCACAGGAGGAAAGAACUGCGGCCUUGAGGCCUUCCCUACCUUUGGCAUGUUGGCAUAUCAGCGUGGGUUCUACUUCGACUUAUCGACGACAAACGUCGGCAUCGGCAUGAUCUGCCCGCCGAUGAUCACCGCCUCCAUGCUCGCUGGCUCCGUCGUCUCGUGGGGCAUCCUCUGGCCGUACAUCGAGACGAAGGCCGGGAGGUGGUUCCCGGAGAACCUCGACGCCAACGACCUCGGCGGCAUCAUGGGCUACCGCGUGUUCGUCGGCGUUUCCAUGAUCCUCGCCGACGGCCUCUUCACCUUCCUCUCCUCGCUGGUCCGCACGGCCAACGCCAUGCGCAAGCGGCGACGCGGCUGCGGUGGCCACGCCAGAGCUUCGACGACGACGUCAGCGGCGGCGCCGCCGUUCCAGUGCCUCAGCGCCACCGAGCGGACCAUGCAGACCUUCGACGAUCGGCGGCGGGCGCAGGUGUUCCUCCGGGACAGGUUGCCCGCCUGGGUCGCCGUCGCGGCAUACGUCGCCCUGGCUGCCAUCUCCACCGCCGCCGUGCCGCGCCUGUACCCGCAGCUCGGGUACCGCCACGUCGCGGCCGCCUACGUCGCCGCGCCGGUGUUCGCCUUCUGCAACGCGUACAGCGUCGGGGUCACCGACAUGAACCUGUCGGCGACGUACGGCAAGAUCGCCAUGCUGGUGUACUGCUCGUGGGUCGGGAUCGACGGCGGCGGCGUCGUGGCGGGGCUCGCGGCGUGCGGGAUCAUCGUCAGCGCCGUCUCCGGCGCGUCCGACUUCAUGCAGGACUUCAAGACGGGUUACUUGACGCUCACCUCGCCACGCGCCGUGCUCGUCGGCCAGGUCGCCGGCACGGCGCUUGGCUGCGUCGUGAAUCCUGCCAUCUUCUGGGUCUUCUACAAGGUGUACAACAUGGCCGGCGGCGGCGCCGCCGCCGACGACGACGACGUCGCGCCCUACGCGAGAGCAUACCGCGGCAUCGCCAUGCUAAGCGUCGGCCGGCACGGGCUGCCGGAGCACAGCCUCCUCCUCUGCAAGCUCUUCUUCGCCUUAGCCCUCGUGCUGAGCGCGGCGAGGGAGGCGGCGGAGCGGAGGCGUUGGCGCGCGGUGCGGUACAUCCCGAGCACCGUCGGCGUGGCCGUGGCGUUCUUCGUGCCACCGAGGAUACCCGUGGGCAUGGCGGCGGGCUGCCUGGCGCUGCACGUGUGGAGGACCCGCGUCGACGCCGGCGGCGCCGGGCUGCUUUCGCCGGUGGUGGCGUCGGGGCUCAUCUGCGGGGACGGGCUCGGGUCGCUGAUGUCGUCGAUGCUGACGCUGCUCGGAGCGCGGCCUCCGAUCUGCGUUAAGUUCUUGUCUCGCUUUCAGAACCAGAAGCUGGACGCUUUCCUCACAACACUACGCGCCUCCUAG
Oryza brachyantha (malo sina) is the source of this 1956-nucleotide messenger RNA. Its product is annotated as probable metal-nicotianamine transporter YSL17. NCBI's taxonomy places the organism in Eukaryota, Viridiplantae, Streptophyta, Magnoliopsida, Poales, Poaceae. Gene Ontology annotation, cellular component: membrane. The transcript has 4 exons. The record is from RefSeq and is a predicted model, not a curated record. Gene Ontology annotation, molecular function: oligopeptide transmembrane transporter activity. Bases 16 to 1956 code for a protein of 646 amino acids.